Messenger RNA from Hyaloscypha bicolor E, 969 nucleotides. RefSeq lists its product as uncharacterized. The record is from RefSeq and is a predicted model, not a curated record. The annotation marks the transcript as partial. The transcript has 2 exons. NCBI's taxonomy places the organism in Eukaryota, Fungi, Ascomycota, Leotiomycetes, Helotiales, Hyaloscyphaceae.
CAUCAGUCGCAGUCUAUCCCCUUUUCUGAAUGGCUAUCCUUGUUAACGCUAUGCUUCGCUCCACUCGUUGCACAUGUCCUCGUCGGAGUUCCUGAACCGACUGUUUGCGGUAAACUCCCACUCCCUUGGCAUGAAAGGAUCUGCCAUUUCAACCCUACGUCUAUAUUCUGGAGAUACUUCGCAAUUGUAGAUCGACGUGCUCAUGCUAGGAAAUGGGAUCGUCCUGAUGAUCUGGGUGCGGUUAAUGCGACCUUCUGGGACGGAAACCGUUGGGAUGGGUCCGUGGAGAAAAUGGUCAGGAUGAGAGGCAAGGCUACAAAGGAACCAUCCUAUCAUCACAUCUAUGUAUUCUCUGCAUCUGCGGUUGGGACUCUCAUUAUCACUUUGCAAGGGAUCCAAGCCAUUUACGAGCUGAUUGCCAACGCGACAGGCAGCGUAUAUGCCAGUGGACACCCUAUCUCUAAGGUGUUCUUUCCGUUGGCUAUUUUGGGUUUAGCCAGACUCCCUGCGGCUCCCUGGCUUACUGCAGAGUAUAGAUAUCGCCAACACAAAGAGUCAGAACCUCUAGGCGAAGGGUAUUCGGAGCCCCUACUUCCCCUGACCCCCCAUAUAGAUACCAACCCCAUCGCUGCUGGGUCCAACGUCCCAUCUAAUCAGUAUUAUCCUCAGAACUCAUGGCGGGUGCUGGCCCUUUGCUUUUUCGCACUUGACUUCAAGUCAGACACCAGGAUCAGUCUGACCAGCUUCGUCUCGCUGCUGUUUCAUCUGUUUUUCCUCUUAUGUACCUUGGCAAUUGUUGCACCCUUUACUUGGCGGAAGGAAAGGGAGGAAGGCAAUACAGCUACAAUUCCUUGUAUUUCAUCGGCUUGGUACCAAGUCUACACAUACAUGCUUUUUUCGCCAGCGCUUGUCUUCAUAUUAAUAAGCGCCUUAGAGACACGGAGAACCAAAUGUGGCUUGUACACCACA